ACAGCUAGACAUACGGUCUCUCCUUUAUAGUUUAAGAGAACGGAUAGAAACAGUUUUACUGAUUUAACUCUUAGUGAGAUUCUUAAACUUCAAACAAGCAGCAAGAUGGUAACUUUCUUCCAGAAAACCAGACAAAGAAUUACAAAUAUUCAUUUUAUGAUAAAAAGUGCUCGACUAUUAGGACAAAUACCUGAAAUGAGAAUAAAGGAGUAUUUAUCAAGCAAGGUAAAGUACCAGCAACUGAUGAAGGCUUUGAAAUCAGUGAGAGACCGUUUCCGUGAAUCGAAUCAACAGGAUGCUUUAAAAAGCGAAACAGUAGAACCUACAAGGCAGUGUUUGGUCCUUGUGCCGGACCCUGGUAAAAAUCCUGAGGUUCGUGGAAAAGCAAACAUUAAUGACCUGAACCUUAUCAAAUGCCUCAAAGCUGAGAAAGCCGGCCUCUGUGAAUUGAUAGCUGCUGAACAAAGAGCUUUUGCUGACGAAAAGUCAGACUUACUGAAAUCUUUAGAGCAUAUGCAGUUUUUAAACGAGGAACUUAAAAAAAGAUGUGAGCGUGCUGAGAAGCAGGCUGAAAAACUUCAGGUCGAACUGGAUGAAGAAGUUAAGGCUCAUGGUGACACGUUUAUGCUGAUGACGUUUUAUAAGACAGAACAGACUAAACUACAAAAGCCAGUGGAACACGAGCACAUUAGGACUUUUAAAAACGCAGAGAAAGAAUUAUUGGUCGCUGUUGACAAAGUUAAGACUUUAUGUGAUGAAAUGAAUCACAAGACCGGCGUUGCUGGUGCAAGCGCCAAAUCUGAAGAUCUGAAAAACAAAAACGACAUCCAGGCUUGCAAAGAACCUAAAUCUUGGUUGGGGACUUUCAGGUCUCUCAGGUCUGGACUGGCUGCGGCCAAGAAAAUGGUUUUUAAACCCGAAGCGGAUAAAAACAAAGCUCAUUCUGAAAGCUCAGAGAAAGCGACUCAAGAAGUGACUGAGGAACUGAAAGCUGAAAGAAACCCUUGCCAGAAAGGAAAUGAGCUAACGCUGGAGAUGAUUUUCAGGCGUCCAUGGGGACCUCCCAGUACACAGAAACUAACUCAGUCACAGAAAAAACUCCAGGGUGAAUAUAAGAUGGAACUUCGUAACUUUAGGAAACAUGCUCGAUAUGUUGAGGAUUUACUCAUAAAAGAAGUUCUGGCUCAUACUAAAGUGAAAAUACAGAUGGAGAAUUUGAAAACAGGGACCGAAGAUCCCCAGAUAUGCAAGGUGACUUUUCAAGAGCCAGAGAACAGCGACCUACCUACAUUUACUGAAGAUGGCGAAAAUGCAGUCAAGCGGAGUCAACCUGUGCCUACUGAGUCCUCUCAGUUAACAUCUUCAAACACAGAUGGUGACUGUGACUCUAUUCAUUAUUCGCUUUAAUAAGAAGCCGUCAGACAGACUUCCAGCACAUUAGAAGGUGCAUUCAACGGUUUGUUAACCAGUUCAACACUUUUCAACAACUGGGCAUCAUUUCAUUUACUAUCAGCAAGAAUUUGAUGGAUAUUUCCAGAAAUUAACAGUAUAAACUACACAGUCGCUUUGAUGAGCUGACUUGGAGUAGCUGGGCGUAGGCCACGGACAUCCAGCGUGGAUCUAUGACGCGACAAUUAUUAUUAUCUCUACAAAACCGGUAAACUGCCUUCAUUUGUUUCAGUCUCUCUUCCUGUUUACAGUCGCGUUCGUAAAACUAAUGAUGGUAGGAUUAUGAAAGCCUUACAUAGUUGAUGUUAAACGCAGGGAAGGUGGUUACAUCUUAGCUAGCAUAUUUCAUCAUACACCGUGCACGGGUAAAAGAAAUUACGUAUAUUUUUAGGGAAUCUAUUGUUUUGUCGUUAUAAUCAUUAGGAUGUUGGGAAAACGAACUACAAGUAGAAAAUUCCUGAAGGAAUUUUGUAAGUGGCAAGCAAGAUGGUGGCCAUGUGUUACAGAGCUCUGCUCGUUAGUUUAAGAGACAUGGGGUGAAUUAACUCUUAGUUAGGGUUAGGGUUAUUAGUAGACUGGUUAUGGUUAGAGCUGGGGUUAGGGUUAGACACAAUCCAGUCACUAAAUUGAACAGAAGUCAGUGGCGGUCCUGUGUGUGUGUGUGUGUGUGUACCGGUGUUGCAAUAAAUAAAUAAAUAAAAUAAACAUCUCAUCCGUUGAAUCACCACUUUAACGAUGGGUUUGCGUACCCCAUGAUUCCUAAGGCUGGUUUGCCAGGGUGUUAGCUCCAGAAGGGGUCCAGGGCAACUUUGCCUCAGGUGAGGGGUCAGACUAAGAAUGGUUCAAACACUUUGAUUAAAAGCCAGAACUCCUUAGAAUGAGACCGAAUGUAAUCCGAUAGGCCUUGUGGUUGCAGAAAUAUACUCAUUAAAGUGUGGGCAUGUCAUUUUCCAAACGUUUUGGGCAUGUUUUGGUCUCCUUUGAGUCUUUCAGAGUCCUUUGUUGAAGUGAAGUCCGAGAGGCAGAGAGUGAAUCAGUCACCGUUAGCUUAUGCUACUGGGUUGCAGAGAUCCUGGCUGUUGUGGAGAACUUUGAACAGAGUCAGCGAUGACGUCUUGUAAGGGAUCUUUCUCCAGAGAGAAGUGAUCACCUCCUUAAAGGUUGCCACCGAGCAUACUGCCAAGGCAUGAGAAGGAACCUGAGCAAGGUCCAAAGCCCGUGGAUUAGUGCCAAUGGAAACACGUGUUGCAGAAGGACUGCCGACCAUGAAGAAGCUACAACGAUGUUCUGCUGAUCUGCGGUGGCCUCAUGGAGGGGGGCAUCGUCUAGCACACUGCUGCUAACCACUUAAACUUUCUCCCUCUCCUGAUAAUAACUUUUUGCUUUCCUUGACGUUGGAUGUGCUACUACUAGUUUACCCGUUUAAUUAGAGAUUCACUAGGAUAAAUACAAUAAAGUUUAUCUCUCACCAAAUAGAAUAUUUACUAAGCAAUCACAAUGUAACCAUAGAAACACUGCUUGGUUUGUGUGUGUGUGUGUGUGUGUGUGUGUGUGUGUGUGUGUGUGUGUGUCGUGGAGGAUGGCUGCUUAUACUGAGCCAGGAUUCUCUGGAGGUUUCUUCCUGUUAAAAGGGAGUUUUCCUCUCCACUGUCGCUAUAUGCUUGCUUAGUAUGAGGAUUGCUGUAUAGUCACUGACACUAGUCAGUGACUUGAUGCAACCUGCUGGGUUCCUUAUAUAGGAAACAUUUCUGAUUGGCUUAAUGAACUGACCUGAAUUGGAAUGUUUAUUAUGUGAAAUGCCUUGAGACGACUCUGGUCGUGAUUUGGCGCUUUAUAAAUAAACUUGAAUAAAAUUGAAUUUAAUUGAA
Messenger RNA from Nothobranchius furzeri (turquoise killifish), 3317 nucleotides. The record is from RefSeq and is a predicted model, not a curated record. NCBI's taxonomy places the organism in Eukaryota, Metazoa, Chordata, Actinopteri, Cyprinodontiformes, Nothobranchiidae.